AUGUGUUUUUUUAAUUAUAUUUUUAGUAAAUUUCCGGGAAGAAACCUUCUUGGUAAGUUAUAGGUUAUGUUCUUCUAGAUAUUUUUUAAUAUAUUUCUUUCAUUAAUAAUUGUAUGUAAUUUCAGUUUAAAAUUAUCUGAGGAUGCCUGUCGUCGACGAGCGAAAGCUAAUAAAUAAUUAUAAAAUUAUAUGAAUGGAUUUUUUCAAAAAAACAAAAUAAGAUCUCACUAAAAUUACAAAUCCAAACAAAAUAACAUCGUAAUAAAAGGACUAAUUGUUAAUGAAAUUGAGACAAUCAAAGACAAUGUACAAGUUUUAGUUAAAAGUAUUAAAAAUCCAGAUGAUGCUGCUCUAAAAGCCCUAGGUGAUAGUAAUAGUAGGGUUACUCACGCUGGAGUCAAUAUCUCGAAUAAAAUGUUGAAUGCAGCAAAGGGAAUGACUACAUUACCUUCUUGGAUAACAUGCCUAGCAAAAGGUUAUUGGUUACCUGAACAAUUUAAGUUUGUAGCUUCGCGAAGACCUAAAUCUGUUUCUCAAAAAGAUUUUGUGGAAAUCAAAUUCGAUGACGUGAACAACAUAAUUAAAAUUCUGAGAAGUCUCCAAGAAAUUCCACAGUAUAAAUUGGUCCGUGUGAAAGACAAACAAAUAAAUUUUAAGGAUGUUAGGUGUUACAUUCAAGAAGCCACGAAAAAUGAGAGAAAAAAAAUAAAAAAGGGUAAUACUGUGACUCAAGAAGAAGAAGAGAUCGAGGACAAUGAAGUACUUGGUGAUAAUGAAUCAAUCAACGAAGAUGAAUCGAUUAACGAAAAUGAUGAAGAAGACAAUUAA
This is a messenger RNA of Leptopilina heterotoma, 828 nucleotides long. RefSeq lists its product as uncharacterized. Lineage: Eukaryota; Metazoa; Arthropoda; Insecta; Hymenoptera; Figitidae. The transcript is spliced from 3 exons. The record is from RefSeq and is a predicted model, not a curated record. Bases 415 to 828 code for a protein of 137 amino acids.